AGUGAUUUAAAAAUAUGAGGUUAUGUAUACGUAGUAAAUUUCGGCAUUCCUUGUGUAUGUUUUCCUCUUGUGUAUUAGAAAACCUAUUAAAGAAAACAAACAUUUGAGAUAUAACGAUUAUAAUCAUUUUGUAAAUAAAACGUGCUAAAUGUUUCAUACAAUGAAAGAAAAUGUAGAUAUUCUAAAAAAAGGCACUACAAUUAUAACUACCAAACCUUUUUCUUUUGUUCUAAGUUCGAAUCAAAGAACUACUCGAUGCGAUAAUUGUUUGAAAAAUGGAAAACUUUUCAAGUGUUCUGUUUGUCAAUACGUAUAUUAUUGCAAUCGUAAUUGUCAAAAGGAAGCUUGGUCAAUACAUAAAAUAGAAUGUCCAAAUUUAAAAAGAAUAUCACCCAAAACAAUACCCGAUGCAGCAAGAUUUAUGGCUCGUAUAAUUAUAAAACUUCAUCGAGGUGGAGGAGACGAAAUGGGAUAUUAUUCUGAAACAAAUUAUAGAAAAUUUAAAGAUCUUAUGUCUCAUUACUCUGAUAUUAAAAAAGAUGCCAAACGAAUGGAACAUUUUAUUUCGUUAUGCGCAGUUCUAUUUGCAUUUCUUCAAAACAUACCAUUACCAAAUUCUGCAGAGUUAAUGGGUAUUUAUGGUAGAAUAUGUAUCAAUUCCUUUAAUAUAUUAGAUUUAGAUAUGAAUAGUAUUGGAACUGGCAUUUAUCUGGCACCGUCUGUAAUUGAUCACAGCUGCAAACCUAAUGCUGUAGCUGUAUUUGAAGGAACUACAAUUAUUAUAAGAACACUUGAAGAUCUUCCAUGUUUAAAUUGGUCACAGAUAAAGAUAUCAUAUAUCGACAUUCUCAGUUCAACUAAAGAUAGACGUGAAGAAUUAAAGAAUUCAUACUAUUUUUUGUGUGAUUGCCAAAGAUGCAUUCAGCCAGAGCCAACGGCAAGAGCUGCUGCUUGUCCAAAAAUUUCUUGUACAUAUCCAAAUUCUUCCGAUGCUACAGAAUGUAAAAAAUGUAAUGAGAAAUUUCCGCCAAAUUUUAAAGAAACAUUUGACGAAGUUACGGAAUUCUCUGCCCAUCAUUUACAAGAUAUGAAAAAUAUGGCUUACCUUGAUGUGAGUAAAAUAUGCCUAAGAAAACAGGAAGGUGUUCUACAUGCAUUAAAUAUCCAAUAUGUACGUACUUUAGAAGCAGCAUUCGACGCAUCUGUACGUUUAUUUUCAUGGGAAGAAGCAGAGGAAUACGGACAAAGACUUAUACCAGGAUAUUUAUUAUAUUAUGGAGAAAGAUAUCCUUUAACGGGAUUAUUAUAUCUUAUGAUAGGAAGAGUUCAAUUAUAUCUGAAUAAAGCAAAGCUAGCUUAUGAUGCAUUAAGAAAAGCGCACUCUCUAUUGACAAUAACACACGGGGAAAGAAGUACUUUAAUGACAGAAAAUUUGAAACCUCUCUUAUACAAAGCCAUGAAUGCUGUUAGAAACUUAUAGGUUUAAUCACUAAUUAUUUAGUAAAGUAUUUAGUAAUAAUAAUCUGUUAAUUUUUUUAAAUAAUAAAGUACUUUAUAUGAACAAAUAACAAA
Molecule: messenger RNA, 1572 nt
Organism: Polistes canadensis
Lineage: Eukaryota; Metazoa; Arthropoda; Insecta; Hymenoptera; Vespidae
Gene: Smyd3
Product: histone-lysine N-methyltransferase SMYD3
Exons: 6
Coding region: 149-1480 (443 amino acids)
Cellular component (GO): nucleus
Molecular function (GO): protein binding
Source: RefSeq, a predicted model, not a curated record